Molecule: messenger RNA, 3996 nt
Organism: Penaeus vannamei (Pacific white shrimp)
Lineage: Eukaryota; Metazoa; Arthropoda; Malacostraca; Decapoda; Penaeidae
Source: RefSeq, a predicted model, not a curated record
AUGGGGGUCAGGGCUCUGGCCAACCUGGGCGUGGUGCUGAGCGAGCAGGGCAGGCUGAGGGAGGCGGAGACAGCAUAUCGCGGGGCACUCGACCACGCCCCCACCAUGGCUGACACCCACUUCAAUCUCGGACUGCUCCUGGCGUCGACUGGCCGGCUGGAGGAGGCCAUGGCCAGCUACAAGGCGGCGCUGCGGUGUCGUCCGUGGCUGGCCCAGGCGCACCUCGAGCUGGCCCAGUCGCUCCAGCAGAUGGAACGACACGACGAGGCUAUCAGGGUGCUGGAGCUGUGCCGCGGGACGGGCUCGGCGCCGGCGAGGGACGGCUGGACGCACGCCUGGGCCGUCACCACGUGUCGCCAGCGCCUCGCCCGCGCCCACAUCGUCGGCGGACGCCCUCACGCCGCCCUCGAGGAGAUCGCCGUGGCCCUCGGCAGCGCCCCCGACGGGUACGGCGUCCACGCCCUGCACACGCUGGCGGCAGAAGCUCACCUGGAGGCCGGGGAACACGCCGAGGCCCAGGCCGCCCUCUCGCGCGCCCUCACCGCCCACCCGCACCACGUGCCCGCCCACCUCGCCUUCUCCAGGAUGCUGCAGGCCAAUGGAAGCAGGGUGGAGGAAGCCGAACAGUGGCUCCGGAGGGCAGUGGCUCUGGCUCCUAACGAUCCACACGCACACAAGCAUUUAGGCCAACUGUUGCUGGAAACGGACCGCGUGGAGGAGGCGGUCGGGGCGUGGCUGCGGGCGGCGCUGCUGGACCCCACGGACCACACGGCCGCCUUCAACGCCGCCACCGCCCUCAGGCUCGCCGGCAGGAACCAGCACGCCGAGACCUUCUACAGGAGGGCGGUGCAGCUCAUGCCGAAGGACGUCGCCAGCCACCGCAACCUGGGCGCCAUCCUGCACCUGAACGGCAAGCUGGACGAGGCCCGCAGGCACUACCACGAGGCGCUGAGUCUGGCCCCGGGCGACCCCCAGACGACCACCAACCUGGAGAGGCUGUCGGCGCUCGUCAGCAAGAAGGGCCUGUCGUAGGGCGUCGCCUGCAGGAGAAACUCAGCUACACAUCGCCGUUCUUGAUGUUCUUGGUGUUCGUUCAGCACUGAUCAUGAACGCAGAGAACUAACCUAAGCCUACAUCGCAUCACAUCCACAUCAAACCGUUCAUGGAGAUGACGAAGAAGAGGGACGAAGGAGAGGCGAGAAAAAAGGGGGAGAAGGAGAAUAUGAAUAAAAGAGAGAAGGAGAAGAAGCAGACGAUGGUGUUUGGAAUUGUCUCGUGCCAGUCUGUGAUGGGCUUGCAGUAUUCUUGUUUUAUAAAGAUAUGUCAACAGUAAAUUGACGAUGGAUGAAAAGUAUUCCAAAGAAACGAGGAACUGUUGGUAACUGAAGAAAGAAAGAGAAAUCGAGAAAGUUUGGAGGCGAAGUUUAGAGAAAGAAAAAUGUCAACACAGUGUAAAAAAAAGAGAAAGAAAAAGAGAGAGAAAUGAACUUCAUGAAAGGGAAUAUAUAUAUAACCAUUUUUCUAUAUCCAAGUUUUAUGAUAAUCUUGAAAUAUCCAUCGAUCUUGAGGACGCUUUAUCAUCACCUUGACCCAUCAUUCUAGAUACACCAUUUAACGAUAGGAGAAAACCAUAUCCUGCUCAACACAUCAUCGUUGACAUACGAGACAAAGAAUUCCACAACCCCCUUCCCCCUAAAAAAAAGAAAAACAACUCAAGUACUUCCAUAUAUAGGAUUACAUCGUACUCGUGUACUACAAUCGUUUAUUUCCCUAAGGUGAUCUUUAAAAAAAAAACAUGCAGGACUAACCUUUUUAUAAAUAGCUCUCCAUGUCCUGCCGUUCUGUUUAUAUCCGUUGGAAUCGGACACAGGAUCCCCCCCCCAUAUUCCCCACCCCCCAACCCCCUUCUCUAUUCGGUGUUUCGAACGGCAGCGAAUCGUGUUUCAUUUUCUCCCCGAACAGUGGUAAUAAAGUCCGUGAUAUAAACAAAGACGAAAGGGUUCGGAUACCACAAGGAAGGGAUUCGAUUCCUCAAACGCGUUCACAUGAUGGUUCGAAACCCACAAAUACAUUAUCUCUCCCUUCUUCGCUGUGACCCCCUCUAUAAUAACCACCUAUACAUCGGUGUUAUGUGUGAUAUUUGUUGACAUUUCCUUCGCUAAUAUUUGCAACAUUAUCAUGAAUUAAUAUCGCUUUCAUCGUGAAUAAGGUACGAAAAUCUAUUAAAUAAAUACCAAAAAAAAAAAAAACAUAUAUAUUAAAAUGGCUUACCUCCCCUGAGAUGACUUUCCUGUUGGUGACUAAGAUUUUUAUGGACUCAUAAAACACGAAACUCCCGGACGAACGAUCGAAACCCAGUGAGAAUAUGAUUAAAUUAACAUAUUAAUGGAUAAGAAAAAUAACUAGCAUAAAAAGCUAGAAUUUAUAUAUAGCUGAUUCACUAUUUCUGCUGUAUUUUUUUUCCAGAACUCAGUGCGAAUAACGACAUGCUAUUGUCGACAUACUAUAUUUUAUUUUCUUUAUCUUCCCAUAUCAUCGGCAAUAGUCCAUUGAACUGACAAUGUUUUAUUAUUAUUAUUAUUAUCUUUUUACAUUCCAUAGACAUCGGUCUGUGAUAUCAUUAGCAAGAGCGGAUCAUUCCAAGAUCAGUUUGGGCAUUUGCUCAGUCCUGAAGUUUCCAUUUCAUUCCCCUGUGCGUGAAUACAUUCCGAAAAUUAGUGACACAAAUUGAGGAAGAAGAGUAGAGACUCGAAAGACAAGUAAUGAAGAAGAAGAACUCUAUGGUUGUAAGAAUUGGUAACAGCUCAUUUCGUCUGUCUCAGUGCUUGUGUGAACUUUGUUUGAUAGCAUUUUUUCCCAUAAUGAAAUGCACUCACUUUAUUCAUAUCAAGGCCUUUUCUUUUAUUUUAUUCGUGUGUGAACGGCCUUGAAUACACGUAACGUUCAUUCUCUUUUUCAUGAAAUUCUUGAUUUUUCACCAUUUUUCAUCUUGAUCUUUUUGUCCUUGGUAUGAAGCAAAAGGGAAACAUAGAUCGAUAAUCAGAGCUGAAUGAUAUACAAAUCAACCCAAAAAAUCCCUCAACCUUCGGGGUAACCAUUCGGUACCUGGUGUAGUUCCUCCUGGUACCUCGAGGGAGUGACACGAGGACUUGGGGGCCUUUUAGAAAUACCCCGCGGCUUCUGGGUGUUUCGUGAAGCCUAGACAAGGAAGCUCGGAGACCUCGGGGUGCCUUCCCUGCCCUCGUUCUUGUAGUACAGCUGUAGUAUCCCAAGGACGUGAACAGAAGGCCACGUGUCAAGGUAGUCCUGGUAGUUAACUAAUCAUGGGAACUGUUGAGACGUGGACAUGAGAACACUACUAAUACUAACAGUAUCAAUAGCUUUAGAAGUUCCAGUAUCCAGAGUCACCCCGCCUGUUUAUAACCCAGAUCCCAUGAUGGAAGAAUUCGAUGUUUUAUUUGUUUAUUCUUUAGAUAUAGCUCUCUCUCUCCCCCACAAGGUUUAGGGUUAACAACAAAAGAUCGGGAUAGGUCGCGGGCUGGUAUCUAUAAAACUCAGCCCAAUCAUAAUGCUGUAUUAUCGAAAUCUAUGUUUACCCUGAAAGAGACAGACGGAACUCGCAUGACCCAGAAAAAAUUGUUAAGAAUGGAAACAUUUCAUUUCUUCUUUUAUAUAUAUAAACAUCAAAGAAACUACGAAACCAUGUUAUUUUCUUCCCGAACCAAAAAUCAUGAUAACAAUCCGGUCUGAUCCCCCCUUACCCCUCCCCCCUGUACAUGGACUAUUAAGACCAGAGAUGUUGAUAGUCUUCUGUUCUCUAACUACAAAGCGACGUCCUGUAGUCCAGUGAGGAUUGACGUAUCGCCUGAGUUAUCAACGAAAUGGUCUCCUGAUGUGUUUGUGUUCAGUAACUUGAUGUCAUAAAAAUAAACAAAAAAAUUAUGUGUAUAAACCUUAACGCUACAGAAAGGUUGCUAAAACAGUAAUAAAAAAAAA